Molecule: messenger RNA, 4374 nt
Organism: Populus nigra (black poplar)
Lineage: Eukaryota; Viridiplantae; Streptophyta; Magnoliopsida; Malpighiales; Salicaceae
Product: protein argonaute 10-like
Exons: 21
Coding region: 1081-4071 (996 amino acids)
Biological process (GO): regulatory ncRNA-mediated post-transcriptional gene silencing
Cellular component (GO): cytoplasm
Molecular function (GO): RNA binding; protein binding
Source: RefSeq, a predicted model, not a curated record
UUUUUGUUUCCUUCCAUGUGUACUCUCGUGGGUUUCAAAUCUCUUUUAAAAAUGAAAUAUAAUUUUUUUUUAAUGCUCUUGUUGAGUUUUUAUCUGUUUGGUCUUCUGCCUGAUAUUUUAUAUAUAAACUUUCAGUUUUGUGCAAGGAACAUGCUUAAGGUUGUGAUUUUGUCUACUGGGUAUAUCUAAUCUAUUUUGCUGAGCUCCUUGUACCAGUAUACUUAUUUUUUCUCUUGCUCUACUCCUUUUCCUGUCCUUGUCCUCUUGAUUCAAGCUCACUGGGGUUGCUAAUUAGAACCAUCCAUAACAAGAUUUUGGUUAUUGGUUUGGUGAUGGUCAGUUUUGUCUUCGCAUCUUGUAUCAUUUUUCGAGCUGCAGAGCUCAUUUCUAGCUGCUGGUCUUAUUUGGGGUUUCGCGUUUUCAUUCACGCCCUUCCUUUCCUUUACACUUUAAGCAUAGAUUUUAAGGGAAAAACAAUUUAUUUUGAGUUUCAACAAACAAUCUUUACCGUAUGUAUGCCUGUGAUAUUAAUGCAAUGUGCACUCUCAAGUCUCAUGUUUUGCCUUCUCCACUUCAACGAUUCACAAGUCAGAGACAAACUGUAAAACUUGUUUUUGGGUUUUCAAUUUUUUUCUACUUUUUAUUUGUUUAUGGGUUUAUAUGCUGAAUCGGAGGACUGAAUAGUUUGGUUUCAAGAUUUGGGAAGGAAUACUAAUGCUUAUGACGUGCAAAAAAGUAGCGGCCUUUUAUCCAUACCCUCUUACUUUGCGUAUACAACUAUGUUGAAUUGCACCGUCAUCAUUAUUAUUCCUAUUUCUUUACUGUAUCUGCAAUGUUUUUGUUCACUUGGCUGACAUGCAUUCUCUCUUAUUAUUAUGUACCUUUUUUGGUUGCAGAGGACAAGUGGGGCUUAAAUCCAAGCCUGCAAGACAUACAAGCGAAAGGCUAAAGAUACAUAAAGUAUAUUUGUGCCAUUUGGUGAAUCUUUACUGUUUUGAAGACAGAGUAUCCUGGUGCUAUCAAGCCUAUCAUAUAAAGUUUCAGUGAGUGAAGGGAAGAAAGUAUAAGAAAAGACCAGCAAUGCCUGUAAGGCAAAUGAAAGAGAGCUCGGAGCAGCGCUUAGUGAUAAAAACCCACAUGCAGAACUCCAUGAACCAACCACAAAAACACCAUAAAACUGCUCAAAACGGAAAAGGACCACCACAACCACUACAAGAAAGUUCCAACACUAAACCCCAAAACCAGGCCUCACCUCCUGCAAAGAACAGAGGGAGAAGGAGAGGCAGAGGUGGUAGAAAGUCUGAUCAAGGAGAUGUAUGUACGAGGCCUAGUUCAAGGCCUUGUACAGUGGCACAUAAACCUGUUCUGAACCCAACUGGUGAUCUCCUGGCAAAUGCUUCUAAUGGGCAUAUUGAGAAUAGUAAAAAUGUUUGUGAAAUGGAGAUGGGUUUGGGGUUCCCUACCUCAAGCAAGUCUUUGAGUCUAGCUCCUAGGCCUGGUUAUGGUCAAGUUGGGACUAAGUGUAUUGUUAAAGCCAACCAUUUCCUUGCAGAGUUACCAGACAAGGACUUGAACCAGUAUGAUGUUACCAUAACUCCUGAAGUGGCAUCAAGAACUGUGAACAGAGAUAUUAUGGCAGAGCUCGUGAGGCUUUACAAAGAUUCUGACUUGGGAAUGAGACUGCCUGCUUAUGAUGGCAGAAAGAGCUUGUACACGGCCGGUGAGCUUCCUUUUGCUUGGAAGGAGUUCAUAAUUAAGCUUAUUGAUGAAGAGGAUGGUAUCAAUGGUCCCAAGAGAGGGAGGGAAUACAAGGUGGCGAUCAAGUUUGUCGCGAGGGCCAAUAUGUAUCAUUUAGGUCAAUUCUUAGCUGGGAAACGUGCUGAUGCCCCGCAGGAAGCUCUACAGAUUCUUGACAUUGUACUGAGAGAGCUAUCUUCAAAGAGGUAUUGCCCUGUCGGAAGAUCCUUCUUUUCACCUGAUAUAAGAGCACCACAACGACUUGGUGAUGGCUUAGAGUCCUGGUGUGGAUUUUACCAGAGUAUAAGGCCUACUCAAAUGGGACUUUCCUUAAAUAUUGAUAUGGCCUCAGCUGCUUUCAUUGAGCCUCUUCCUGUGAUAGAGUUCGUUGCCCAGCUUCUAGGGAAAGAUAUAUUAUCAAGGCCAUUGUCUGAUUCUGAUCGAGUUAAGAUUAAGAAGGGUCUCAGAGGCGUGAAAGUUGAAGUAACUCACAGAGGGAGUGUACGAAGAAAGUAUCGUGUCUCAGGAUUGACAUCUCAGCCUACAAGAGAACUUGUGUUUCCUGUUGAUGAUAACUCGACCAUGAAGUCAGUUGUUGAAUACUUCCAGGAGAUGUAUGGCUUUACCAUUCAACAUACACAUCUACCUUGCCUUCAGGUUGGAAACCAGAAGAAAGCAAACUAUCUACCUAUGGAGGCUUGCAAAAUUGUGGAGGGGCAGCGGUAUACGAAAAGGUUGAAUGAGAGGCAAAUUACUGCCCUCUUAAGAGUUACAUGUCAAAGACCCAGGGAUCGAGAAAAUGACAUUUUACAGACAGUUCAGCAUAAUGCUUAUGAUCAAGAUCCUUAUGCAAAGGAAUUUGGUAUCAAAAUCAGUGAAAAGCUAGCUUCUGUUGAGGCUCGAAUUCUCCCUGCCCCUUGGCUGAAAUAUCAUGAAACUGGAAAAGAAAAGGAUUGCUUGCCUCAAGUUGGGCAAUGGAAUAUGAUGAACAAGAAAAUGAUUAAUGGAAUGACUGUAAGCCGGUGGGCAUGUAUUAACUUCUCUAGGAGUGUGCAAGAGAGUGUUGCUCGUGGCUUUUGCAAUGAACUUGCCCAAAUGUGUCAAGUUUCUGGAAUGGAGUUCAAUUCAGAGCCUGUGAUCCCUAUUUACAAUGCCAGGCCUGAGCAUGUAGAGAAAGCUUUGAAACAUGUGUAUCAUGCAUCCACGAACAGAACCAAAGGAAAAGAGCUAGAGCUUCUCUUAGCUAUUCUACCUGACAACAAUGGGUCCCUCUAUGGUGAUCUGAAGCGAAUAUGUGAAACUGAUCUUGGUUUAAUAACUCAAUGUUGUCUCUCAAAACACGUUUUCAAGAUCAGUAAGCAGUACUUGGCAAACCUGUCGCUCAAGAUCAAUGUAAAGAUGGGUGGUAGGAAUACCGUCCUUUUAGAUGCUAUAAGCUGCAGAAUACCAUUAGUUAGCGACAUACCGACAAUUAUUUUUGGAGCAGAUGUGACUCACCCAGAGAAUGGAGAGGACUCAAGCCCCUCGAUUGCUGCUGUGGUAGCUUCUCAGGACUGGCCUGAAGUAACAAAAUACGCUGGAUUGGUAUGUGCUCAAGCUCACAGACAGGAACUCAUACAGGACUUGUACAAAACAUGGCAAGAUCCUAUUCGUGGUACUGUAAGUGGUGGCAUGAUCAGAGAUCUCCUGAUUUCUUUCAGGAAAGCAACGGGGCAAAAGCCGCUAAGGAUCAUAUUUUAUAGGGAUGGUGUUAGUGAAGGGCAAUUUUAUCAAGUUCUGCUUUAUGAAUUGGAUGCAAUUCGGAAGGCCUGUGCUUCUUUGGAGCCAAAUUAUCAGCCACCGGUGACUUUCAUUGUUGUACAAAAACGUCACCACACAAGAUUGUUUGCUAACAACCAUAGGGACAGGAAUAGCACAGACAAGAGUGGAAACAUAUUACCUGGCACUGUGGUUGAUUCUAAAAUCUGUCAUCCAACGGAAUUUGACUUUUAUCUCUGUAGCCAUGCUGGUAUUCAGGGAACAAGUAGACCAGCACACUAUCAUGUUUUGUGGGAUGAGAACAAUUUCACAGCUGAUGGAAUCCAGUCCUUGACAAACAAUCUCUGUUACACAUACGCAAGGUGCACGCGCUCUGUUUCAGUGGUUCCACCUGCAUACUAUGCACAUUUAGCUGCUUUUCGUGCUCGAUUUUACACAGAGCCAGUGAUGCAGGAGAAUGGCUCAGCAGGCAGUGGUGCUUGCCAUGGUGCUAAGGGAACACGGACAGGAGAAUCUGGUGUCCGGCCACUUCCAGCCUUGAAAGAGAAUGUAAAGAGAGUAAUGUUUUAUUGUUAGGAAGGAAUGGAAGUUGGAUUCAGGAAUAGGUAGUUCAAGAUGCUAGAAUCGAGAAUUCUCAUGUACAUGCAACAACGAAAGAAACAUGAUAGCAGGAUGUUUCAUUCUAGCUCAGUGAUUAGAACCCCCAAAAAGCCUAUGGUCGGUGGUUCUCUUUAAACAUGUCGAGCGUGAGAAACACCACAAAACACAGGUGAUAGCACUAGUCCUCCAAGUAGCCAUAGAUGAUGGGAAGAAUGUCAAAGUAGGCCUUGUAAAGAAAUGUUCAUUUAUGAAUUAAUCACGAUGUAGGAAAUUUUGCCA